Molecule: messenger RNA, 1647 nt
Organism: Talaromyces amestolkiae
Lineage: Eukaryota; Fungi; Ascomycota; Eurotiomycetes; Eurotiales; Trichocomaceae
Exons: 5
Coding region: 1-1647 (548 amino acids)
Molecular function (GO): metallopeptidase activity
Source: RefSeq, a predicted model, not a curated record
AUGAGGCUCUUCAAUGAUUACUUUCUAUUGUCGGCACUUUGCCUAAUCGUUUCCUAUACACCAUUGGUAACUGCUACUACGACAACCACCGCUGCAACCACAACCACUGCAAGUCCAGUCGGAGGUGUAUGGACAACUAUUCCAUCACCGCAGUCUGGGAAUUGUGGUGGGUAUGAUGUAGACACCAUGGUCAACGAUGCCAAAACCCUGGCCCAGAAUGCCAUCACAGCAAUCCAAAAGAUGAUUAACGGAGGACUAAAGAACACCGACAAGACACUUGUGGAAACUGCAUUUACUUCUUGGGGAGUGAACUAUCGACAAAUUAGUCUGCUGAACAAAAUAUGGAUCACUAGCGGCCAGGAUACCCUACAAACAGCUCUAAGCAACUAUCAAACUGUACUGAAUAUUCUUGACGGUUCUACUUCGACCCGAGCGAGGUUGAUGUGCACCGAUGCUGGAUGGACAUAUGCAACCAAAUUAGGAGACGUUGGCCAAAAACCCGCAGACGACCCCCUUCCGGGAAUCACCACUAAUCAGCCAGGAUUCAGCUGGAACCCAUACUUCUCUGUCCUGAUUCCCGACAUCGAGUAUGACAGUGCUGGUCAAUACGGCUCAAGCAUCUGCACUCCUUACAACGCAAAUGGCCAGCAACUCGCACGCCCGGACGGUAUUACAUGGUGGCAAGCAAAUCUUAUCAUGAUGUGUGCCGGCGCAUUCAACGGCGCAACACUCUCGGAUCGGAUUUCAGGUCAAUCCUCGCUUGCCGUAGGAACCACGCUUGAUUCCCAACAGAUUCCAGGAGGGGUUUUUCUACAUGAAAUGAUGCAUUUUAUUGGUCAAAACAUCAUCGACGUUGUCAUCACCAUGGACAAUGGUAGUAAAUUCAAAGCUUACGGGUUUGACGGCUCGCUUAUGAUGGCUGUCAACCCGGAUUAUGCUGGAAAAGCUGUAUCAAACGCCGACAAUUACCGGAAUUUCGCAAUGGCCGUGACUCUUAGUGAUGUUGAUUGGAGCUGUGUUCCGAUAUUGUUGAAUCUUGAUUCAUCUCUUGCAAGACUGUUUUUGACCAAGGACGGCGGUGCGCAUGUCUCGAUCACUUCUUUUCGCAUUCCUGCCAGCAUCUACGCGGCUGAUCCGGAGAUCAAAGAGAGGAUACAUGACGUAUUGCAAGCCCUAGCUCUCGGUGACCCACGGCAUGGAUCGCAUCAUAUUCCCCCUUCGGAAGAAGAUGUCCCUAUAGCUCGCGGAAUUGGUACCGCCACAAGCAACUGGGAUAGUGCCUGGGUUGAUUGUCUUCUUCCCAAAAAGGAGAAUAGUAAUACAACUGUCGAUAAGGAUUGGAUUGCAUGCAUACAGUGGGAAAGGCCGCAUCUGGAGGCAGAAUUCAAAGCUAGGCGCGAACGACAUUUCAACCUAAGGCUGCAAAGAAUAAACGGUGUUCGAGGCCUUGAUAAUCAGGACUCGUCUGCAGAUGCCAGUCUCGAAGAAGAGAAAGAUGCGGUGGCCGCGACUGCAGGUUUUUGGAGGCCCAUCACAGAAACAUGGGACGCUCAAAUUGAAGAGCAUCAUGUUGUCUUUUACGAAAUUAACAAGUACAGGAGUAUUGCCGGCCGGGAAGGUAGCUGGUCAUCCUGUAUAGUGCAGUAG